AUGCGGUGUAUGGUUGCCGAUUGCCAGCAGACCGCCGGGAGCAAUCCCCUCAGGGCCGCUGGCAAAGCAGCCGGCGUGCAGCUGGGCUGGUGGACGGCCGGGAAGAAGAAGUGCUAUGUGUGCGAUACGCAUCGCUCCUCCGCAUCGCGCAAGGCCAAUACGCCGACGACAGCUCUCACUGCAGAGGAGGCCCAUGAGACUCUGCGCGGCUUUCUGGAGACCUUGCAAACUUCUCUUCCAAGCAAUGCCCGCAUUUACUACAACCAGCGGUGCCACGCGUGGCACGCCAUGGUGGGCAGAAAGAACGUGCGAGGAUCGUACCAGUCGCUGUCUAAACACGCGACGCAUGCUGCCGCGCUGCAAGCGACAGUGGCAGCGCUACGCAACCACAAGAUCGAG
Molecule: messenger RNA, 399 nt
Organism: Symbiodinium sp. CCMP2592
Lineage: Eukaryota; Dinophyceae; Suessiales; Symbiodiniaceae
Source: the annotation of a GenBank genome assembly